AAUUAAAAAAGUUGAAUCAAUUGACAGGCAGAUAAAUGAAGCUUUAAAAAAAGAAAUUAAUGAUAACAGAGAUCGUCUCCGUCCAAUUAUUAAAACAAUUUUAUUUUGCGGAAAUCAAGAAAUUUCGUUAAGAGGGCAUAGAGAUUCGGGAGUUAUUGAUCUAAAUGAACAUGCUAGUACAGAAUAUCAGGGAAAUUUCAGAGAGCUAAUUAAAUUUCGAAUUGAUUCUGGUGACAAUGUGCUUAAAAAUCAUUUAGAAACUACCAAUAAAAAUGCCACCUAUCUAAGUCCAUUGAUCCAAAACGAAAUAAUAUCAAUCUGCAAUAAAUUAAUUCUAGAACAUUUGGUAGCUAAUGUUAAUAAAUCUAAAUCGUUCACCAUAUUGGCUGAUGAAACGACAGAUGUUUCUAACAAAGAACAAAUGACAUUAUGUGUUCGUUAUGUCGAUUUUAAUGCAAAUAAAAUUAGAGAAGACUUCUUACAAUUUAUCGAAAUUCAAAAUAUGUCAGGAAAAGGAUUAUCUGAUGUUAUAUUGAAAAUUAUUACUGACUUCGGACUAAAUACUAAAUAUUUAACUGGGCAAGGGUACGUCGGAGCUGCAGCAAUGAGUGGCAGAUAUAAUUGCGUACAAAAAUUUAUUCGCGAUGAACAUCCUAGUGCAUUUUAUUUACAUUGUUUAAAUUUAGCAAUAACUUUUAGCUGUAAAGUCCCAGAAAUAAGAAAUUGUAUGGGUACUAUACAAAGUGUAAGUACUUUUUUCGGUUAUCCAAAAACGCAAAGUAUUUUGCAAUUAUCAAUAGUAGAAAUAUUUCCACAGACCAAUCGUUUUAAACCAAAAAAUUUAUGUGCAACUCGAUGGGUCGAUCGCCAUGAUGCAGUUAUAUUAUUUGAAGAACUUCAACCAGCCAUUUUACAUGCACUAGAUAAAAUAACACUUUGGCCAGAUUCUGACACUUCUAGUUCUGCAAGUCAUCUACUUACUGCGAUAAGACAGUUAAAAUUUCAAACAGCUUUAGCUAUUUUAGUGAAAAUACUUUCCAUACGUUUUCCUCUCAGCCAAUAUCUUCAAACAGUAAAUCUUGAUCUAAAAACUGCACUAGAAGCUGCAUCUAAUGUUCAAAAUACUAUUCAGGAAAUUAGAGAAAAUUGUGAUGUAGAUUUGCCACGUCAAUGUAAAUCGGAUAAUCCAGAAUACUUUUUGAGAGUCUCAGUAUUCAUACCUUUUAUAGAUAAUUUUCUAGACCAAUUGAACGAUAGAUUUAUAUCACACAAGAUUGUCUUGAAUAAUUUUGAUUGUAUUUUAUCCAAGAUAGAAAUGAAAAUAUCUGAAGAGAUAAAAGGUAAAUUCAAACAAUUAGUAGAAACAUAUCAAGAUAUAGUUGAUAAAUGUACCGAUUCAAAUCUAAAUGAUAAUUUAUUAAACGGAGAAUUAGAUUUGUGGUACACUAAAUAUUCAACUUUAACAUCUGCUGAACUCAAGAACAAAAAUGCUAUUGAAGUAUACUUCCAAACCUGUCCAGAUGUUUAUCCAAUAAUAUCUAAGCUUCUUCAAAUAUUUAUUACACUUCCAAUAUCUACUGCCACAGGAGAACGAUCGUUUUCAACACUCCGUCGUUUGAAAACUUAUUUGAGAAAUUCUUCUGGACAAAUACGUUUAAAUGGUUUAGCCUUACUUAAUAUUCAUCGUGAUAUUAACGUGGAUAUUAAUGAUCCCAACCUACUGCUGUGGCUGGCAGCAAAUGAGGUAGCAGGGGUGGGUCAUCCCUGGCCGGGUGAAGUGGUGAGUGGCGGUGGCGGUGGUGGUGGUGGUGGUGGCAGUGGUAUUAGCUGA
Myzus persicae (green peach aphid) is the source of this 1831-nucleotide messenger RNA. RefSeq names its product 52 kDa repressor of the inhibitor of the protein kinase-like. NCBI's taxonomy places the organism in Eukaryota, Metazoa, Arthropoda, Insecta, Hemiptera, Aphididae. The annotation marks the transcript as partial. The transcript is spliced from 3 exons. The record is from RefSeq and is a predicted model, not a curated record. Gene Ontology annotation, molecular function: protein dimerization activity.